Molecule: messenger RNA, 1557 nt
Organism: Drosophila takahashii
Lineage: Eukaryota; Metazoa; Arthropoda; Insecta; Diptera; Drosophilidae
Product: zinc finger protein 239
Biological process (GO): regulation of transcription by RNA polymerase II
Cellular component (GO): nucleoplasm; nucleus
Molecular function (GO): RNA polymerase II cis-regulatory region sequence-specific DNA binding; zinc ion binding; DNA-binding transcription repressor activity, RNA polymerase II-specific
Source: RefSeq, a predicted model, not a curated record
AUGGGCGGCACUAAAUGUUGUUUUCGCGAUUGUCGUGUAAAUUCCGGCCGCAACCCCAGCAUGCACUUCUUCAAGUUCCCGGCCAAGGACCCCAGUAGGUUAAAGGAUUGGGUCAAGAACUGUGCAAAUCCAGAUAUUUCAAAUGCGUCCACUACCAAACUUUCCACGCGGACCGUGUGUGCCCGGCACUUUCGAGCGGAAUCCUUCAUGAACUACAAAAUGGACAGGCUGAUUCCCAAGCAGACGCCCACCUUGCUGAGGAUCAACAGGGAUCUGGCCCUGGAUUUUGGGAAUCUCGACCAGAACGGCGAGGCACUUCUGGUGAAGCUGAAGCCUCCAACGCAGCCGCAUCUUAUACCGCCCAAGGAUUUCGAGUGUCCCCUGGGCUUCGUGGACGGCGAUGGGGAAGAUCAUGAUGAUGAUGAUGGUGGGCAGAGACUGGAGAAACCACAGGAAACUCAAACUGAGGCGGAGGAACAGCCACCAUCGGAAGACGAAGCUCCAGAAAUCGAUCUUUUGAUAAAUUCGGAGCAGGAGCAGUCGCCUGUGGCCAAGGAGAAGGCAGCGGUGCCUCAAAAUAUUCUGGAUAUAAUGAGUCAACUGCAGCCUUCGCUGGGCAUUAAAUUGAUUCAAAGGCCUGUGGAGAUUCAGAGAAUGGCUGCCAAUGAAGAACAAACGGCCAAGGAGCAGACUGGAGAUUCAACCAAAAGGCAGAUGGUGACCAAUGAGGCCGAAACAAGUAGUAAUAAACCAGAGAUCAGAAAGCUGGAGGAAGAGAAGCAACCUACGAAGGAUCAGGCCAAGAGAAGGAAGAUACAAGAACAAAAGACUGAAAACCCUGUUCAAAUUGGGAAGAAUUUGCAAGAGAAUGUAAAGAGACAAACGCAAAAGGCUCCACAAUUAGAGAAGCCCACACAAUCCAGCCACUUUAAGCAGAAUCCCAGCCAAGAGAAGCCCACUGUGCAUUCCGAAUCCCCAGGUUUCUUGAACGACGAAGAGAAUAUGGAUAGUCAGAGUAGUAGUGACUCAGAGCCAACUGAAAAACCAUCUUCUUCCGAAGACGCCCUCCAUGAGAAACUCCUUCAGGAUUAUAACAAACUACAGGCAGAGUUUGAUAGACUCUCAGAGGAAAAUGCCAAGCUAAAACGACUGCAGGCAGAACAGCCGAAGGCUCCCAAACCCGCCUCCAACUCACUGGGCAAACCACAGCUGUACAUGGCCAUCAAGAAGUACCUGGGACCCACAAUGGCCGCCCUGCUGCGCAUGGAAAUGUUCGGCGGUUCCGAGGAUCGCACCUGGAAGGAUGACGAGCGGGAGUUCGCCACCGAGCUGCUGCAACUGGGCGACGAGGUGUACAAGUACUGCUGCGACGAGUGGCGCUUCCGGCUGCCCUCGCUACGAACUGCCCGCUCCUGGCUGGAGAAGAAGAAAACGGAUAAUGCCGACGAGUUUCUCGAUCUUUAGGCUUGCUUUUGCAAAUUAGCUGUAGUACUAAUCAUUUAAAAAUUAUUUAAGAACUUUAAUUAGUGAUUUUAAUCGACCUAUGUUUACUAUUGA